GCCGUGCUCGAUCUCAUCUCACGGGGUGUGAAGCGGAAGGUCGCGGCUUCCAUCGCCGUUCAUCCGCCAAAGUACUAUGCCUUGGUGAGCUUUCUCAUGGAGUGGAUGCGCUGUCCGGCAGCUUUCGAGGCGAUGAGCAUCUACGUGGUCUUCCAAUUUAAGCAGGACUUAAAGCUUUUCAGGGAGGCGCUCGACUGCGUUGCCCCUGACACUCCGGAACUCUGGGUGCCCAUCAUUGCCACAGAGCCGAAGAAGGGCUGGAUGAAGGCGGUGGGCCUCGGAAACCAGUUCAUCGCGGCCUUCAAGAAGUAUUGGGGCAUCGCGGCCAUCAUGGACCUUGGCAAGGAGGAGUAUGGCCUGAUGUUGGACUCCGAGAUCUCACUCUACGACCUACACGCGCAGGCCGGCAAAGGCUGUGUUUUGGCUGUUGCAAACAAAAUCCGAUUGUUACUGUUGAUUCAACCGUAG
Molecule: messenger RNA, 468 nt
Organism: Symbiodinium sp. CCMP2456
Lineage: Eukaryota; Dinophyceae; Suessiales; Symbiodiniaceae
Source: the annotation of a GenBank genome assembly